CGCCUCCAUGGAGGGCUCACCACUUCCACGGCCACAUUUCAACAUGACUUAAGAAGCAAAGCCUGGCUCUGCAGCAUCCCAGACGUACCAAUUUACAACUUUUUUAUUUAAACAUCCCCCCCUGCUCCUCUGAAACCCCUCCCCAGUACUUUCCUUCAUCCUUUCCCGGGAGAUAAAGCAGUUCCGUGGGAAUAAGAGGCUCGCUUCUUGUUUAAUUCGAGGACCAGCAUGGAUGUGGCAGCGGCAGAGGGGAUUUCUCUGCCGGGUAUCCGACUCCGGAACCGGCCGAAGCAAGUGAUGCCUAACCAGCGGAAGGUGAAGGCGAGACGGAAAAGACGAAAGGAGUUGGUGUUAAUCCAAAUCUGCUUGUUUGGCGGCUUGAUACUGGUCGUGAAGGGGUUUUCCUUCUUAGCGGAAAAUUCAGGUUUCCAGGUCUCCAGCCACAGCGGCGAGGCCCAAGAGAAAAGGGGAGGGAGGAGGCUCCUGCAGGAAGUGGACAACAGCAGCCUGGAGGAAAUGGAGAGUGAAGGAUCUAGGAACUGCACUGCUCCAGCUCUGCACGAGUUCCCUACAGACCUGUUCACACACAAGGAGAGAACAGAGGGAGCUGUGGCCCUGCACGUCCUGUGUACCAUCUACAUGUUCUGCGCUCUGGCCCUCGUCUGUGAUGAUUACUUCGUCCCCUCCCUGGAGAAGUUGUGUGAGCGCCUGCAGCUCAGUGAAGAUGUAGCAGGUGCCACCUUCAUGGCCGCCGGCAGCUCAGCUCCGGAACUCUUCACAUCCAUCAUAGGGGUGUUCAUCACCAAAGGUGACGUGGGUGUGGGCACCAUCGUGGGCUCAGCCGUCUUCAACAUCCUCUGCAUCAUCGGUGUGUGCGGCUUCUUCGCCGGACAGGCAGUGAAGCUCUCUCACUGGGCUCUCCUCCGAGACUCCAUUUAUUACACAUUUUCUAUCACGGCCCUCAUUGUGUUCAUACACGAUGAGGAGGUUUGCUGGUGGGAGUCUCUUAUCCUGAUUCUCAUGUAUGCAAUUUACAUCCUCAUCAUGAAGUUUAAUGGCAGGGCGCAUCGCUACUUUGACCGGCGAAAGAAAGGCUCUGUGAAUCUGUCCAACGGGCUGACAGGAAGCACUGAUCUGGAGGAUAAUGUCACGUGUGACGCGACUGCAGUCCUGCUCAAGAAAGCUAACUUCCACUAUAAGCCGUCGGUACUGAUGGUGGAUGAGCUGCUGUCUGCCUACCCCCACCAGCUGUCUUUCUCUGAAGCCGGCAUGAGGAUCAUGAUCACCAGUCACUUCUCCCCCAGGACCCGCCUCACCAUGGCAUCCCGCAUGCUCAUCAAUGAGAGACAAAGACUGAUCAACACCACUGAGACUCGGGUUAACCGCAUCACCAAUGGCGACUCCGAUUCGGCCUCCAGGGCUCAGGGGAGGCGGGGCUUAGAGAAUGGGAUGGGCGGAGCUGAGCAGGGUCUGAAUGGCAGGUGUAGACUCCAGCGACUGGAGUCCGGGAACGAGACGGAGAAUGAGAACGAGGAUAACGAGAACAAUGAAAACGACGAGGAAGGAGAGGGGGAAGAUGGCGAUUCCGGCCCCUCUGUGCCUUUCAAAAUUCCAGCCGGGGCGUGUAACAAGCUGAAGUGGAUCACAAUGUGGCCGCUGUCUCUGCUCCUGUUCUUCACCGUUCCCAACUGUGCAAAGCGGCGCUGGGAGAGAUGGUUCAUGGUCUCCUUCUUCACCGCCACCAUCUGGAUCGCUGGCCUCUCCUACAUCAUGGUCUGGAUGGUGACUGUGAUAGGCUUCACUUUGGGUAUUCCAGACGUGAUCAUGGGCAUUACGUUCCUAGCAGCUGGCACCAGUGUCCCAGACUGCAUGGCUAGUGUUAUAGUCGCACGGCAAGGUCUGGGAGACAUGGCCAUCUCCAACUCCAUCGGCAGUAAUGUGUUUGACAUCCUGGUGGGCCUGGGCCUGCCCUGGGCGGUGCAGACGCUCUGCAUUGACUACGGCUCCACUAUCCAUCUCAACAGCAGAGGACUCAUAUUCUCUGUUGGGCUCCUGCUGGCCUCAGUAUUCGUCACAGUUCUCGGUGUCCAUUUAAACAAAUGGACUCUGGACUGGCGACUGGGCUUGGCCUGCAUCAUCUUGUACGCCAUCUUUCUCUGCUUCUCCAUCCUCAUCGAGUUCAACGUCUUCAUCUUCGUCAACCUGCCCAUGUGCCGAGACAUCCACUGACCUCCCUUUCUCCCUUCUCUUCUUGAUCCUCAUAUGCAUGGAGGGAACCUCACAUGGCUUCCAGAUUUUCUGCACCCUGAAACCUUUUACUUUUUAGACCAGAUUAGAGCUCUAUAUGAUUUAACUUUGGUGCAACACACACGACAGAAGACAGAGGACGUUUUUUCUGACCCGACAGGAGGCGUGAAGAGAGAGUCCCAGCAGCAGAGAUUGCUGCCAUGAACAGAGAGGUUGGCUGGAGUGUGUUAACACCAACCGUACUGAUGGUGCAGGAGCUGCUACUGUAACUGAUGGAGGCAAGAAGGGAAUCCUGCGCUAACAGCCAUUUUUAGCUGGAUUGUUUGUUACUCUUUGUACACAUUUGGAAUAAAAGCACACAAUUAAGGUAUUUUUAAGUAAAAAACUGGCUGUAUAUAUAUUUGAAGAUUAUAUAGUAUUAGCUGAUAUAUGGGAUUCUCUUAUGCACAACUGGAUCAGUGUCGCCAAGCUGUACGAUCCAGUGACUAUUUUGUGAUUACACUCCAAAUGCAAGUCAACUUUAGCUUUGCACUGACAGACAGAAUCCAGAUAUUUAACCCUUUCCACAUAUUCUGCAGGCUUAUCCCCGGCUUUAUUUUCUUUUAAUGAAACCCACAUAGGGAAGGGAUGUGCCUGUCACUGGCAUCCAGCACUGUCACUUUAUUGAUUAUUCUAUCAUUGCAAAGCGUCUACAGGUACUCUAAACAUAUAACUACUGAAAUCAUAGCUCCUUCUAUUGUACAUAUUUAAGAAUUAGAUUUUGAGUUGAGUUUCACAAUGUUACUUCUUUAAGCCAAAAGUAUUUUUAGAAUAGGAAGAGUCAGCUUGUGUGUGUGUGUGUGUGUGUCUGUGUGUCUGUGUGUCUGUGUGUCUGGAGAGGACCCAAGGACAUCACUGUUGCUGGGAAGACAUAAUCAUGAUUUAUUUAUGAAUUAAUUUAUUCAAAGAUCAUGUCUAACCACCAGUUGCCGCCCUUUGGAUCGUGUACAGUGUAUUUUAACUCUUUGAAUACUGUACAAUGUGCUGUAUACCUAAUAUAUAAUCUGAGUACUGGAAACUGACUUGAUGUUGUUUAUAUUUAAGGAUAGAUAAUUUAUAAGUUUUGUAUAGUUUGAAAAGAUAAUGCAACAUUUGUAUAUUGGCACAAACACGGUGGCUUUUUCGACGAUGAUGUACGAGAGUCUUUAAUGUCGAAAAAGUGAUGAGUCAUGGUUGGGGGAGAUUCACUUUCUGAUAGGGAAGUCAGUUCUUUGACUUUCACGACAUCACAUUUCUUAAAACAGUGCUUUAACUCUUGUGCCAUCACUUGUAUUUUCGAGGCUUCAAAACUAACUUGUUGCUAUUCUCCUGCUUGUCUUUGAGCCAAAAAGAAAACUCCUUUGUCAGCAGUAUUGCCACUCUGUUUCAGCAUGUGUUCAAAAUUGAAAAUGUGGAAGAUGUGUAUUUUUAUUUGAUCUGGGUUUUUAGCUGAAGUAUUGUUAUGUUAAUAAGGUUAAUUAAAAGUGUCCUCCUGCAGCCACCAGAGAGCGCUGUAGAGCCGUGUUUAACAUUAUUAUACAGGAAGUGGCUUUGGUAUAUUUUCAGGUAGAGAUAAUUACUGGUGGGUUUGCAUGCCUCUUCCACAAUUCAGAUUAUUUUGUGUGUAAUUUAAAUGCAUUUCAAGAUGAAAACGUCUUGUACAUAUCAGAGGGAUAUGCUAUUAGAAACACAGAUGUUGAAAUAACUUCUGAUGAGCAGUUAUAUUCCAGAUACUGUAUUUAGAAUGUAGGCCUGCAACAGUUCAGCUAAUUAAUGUUGUUUUAUUCUCAUGUCUUUUCGACGGUCUGUAAAUCCUCAUUUUUGUUGAUGAGGACCUCUGGGCAGAGUUCAGAGAGGACGAUGUCGGCCUUGUCCC
Messenger RNA from Eleginops maclovinus (Patagonian blennie), 4141 nucleotides. RefSeq names its product sodium/potassium/calcium exchanger 3-like. Gene Ontology annotation, molecular function: calcium, potassium:sodium antiporter activity; calcium channel activity. Lineage: Eukaryota; Metazoa; Chordata; Actinopteri; Perciformes; Eleginopidae. Gene Ontology annotation, cellular component: plasma membrane. The coding region runs from base 229 to 2229 and encodes 666 amino acids. The record is from RefSeq and is a predicted model, not a curated record. Gene Ontology annotation, biological process: intracellular calcium ion homeostasis; calcium ion transmembrane transport. The transcript is spliced from 17 exons.